This is a messenger RNA of Apiotrichum porosum, 456 nucleotides long. RefSeq lists its product as uncharacterized. The record is from RefSeq and is a predicted model, not a curated record. The transcript is spliced from 3 exons. The coding region runs from base 1 to 456 and encodes 151 amino acids. NCBI's taxonomy places the organism in Eukaryota, Fungi, Basidiomycota, Tremellomycetes, Trichosporonales, Trichosporonaceae.
AUGCUCUCUACCCGCCCGCCAUCCCUUCUCAAGCGCUUCUGGCUCUCUAACCUCCGUCCCGCAACCGCGCGUCUUCCCGUCAUGUCGUCUCCUAUCUCGCAACCUGCCAAGUCCGCGUCGACGUCCGCAGCUCCUGGUCGCACUGCUGCUCGUCUCCCGGGCCCGGUCGAGACUGCCAUCCAGGCCAAGCUCAUGAACGCUUUCAACCCCGAGCUGAUCCGCAUCUCGAACGACUCGAGCAAGCACGCCCACCACGCUGCCAUGCGCGCGCAGAACGGUGGCUCCGGUGAAUCCCUCGCCGUGGUCUCUGGUGCCUUUGCAGGCAAGAGCCAGAUCGCUCGCCACCGCCUGGUCAACUCGCUGCUCAAGGACGAGUUUGACGCGGGCCUGCACGCCCUGAGCCUCCGCCUCAAGACCCCCGAGGAGUGGGCACGCGAGGCGGCCCCUGCCUCAUAG